GGUUCUGACAAAUAAUAUACAUAAUGAACAUAUAUAUUCAAUAAAAGGCACUUACAGAAUGAAAAUGCAGUUAUUAGUUGUCCUAAUAUUACAGUGUUCUACUCCCAAUGGUUGGUGCCAGUCUCCGGCUGUUUGAGUAAACAUGGCGGCCCGUUGCUUAGUACAAAUUGUUAUAUGAUUACAACCUUAAUUUCCCAAGCGCUUUAUUGAUUUCAUUGUUUUAUCGUAUUUAUUUGUGCGCUUCUUGUAUUUAUAUAAUACACACACCCCGAUAAAUAUGUCGGAUUCGGAGGAAGAGACUCAGGAGCGGCAGCUGAAGAUGGUGUUAAUCGGAGACGGAGCUUCGGGAAAGACAUCAGUCGCCACUCGUUUUGCGCAGGAAGCUUUUGGGAAGCAGUACAAACAGACAAUAGGGCUUGAUUUCUUCCUCAAGAGAAUCACACUGCCAGGGAACCUGAACGUGACUCUGCAGGUGUGGGACAUUGGAGGACAAACGAUUGGUGGGAGCAUGCUGGAUAAAUACAUCUACGGCGCUCAUGGUGUCUUACUGGUGUAUGACAUCACCAACUCUCAGAGUUUUGAGAAUUUGGAAGACUGGUAUGGUGCGGUGAAAAAGGCAAAUGAGGAGUCAGACACACAACCUGUUAUAGCACUGGUGGGCAACAAGAGCUAUAAGAAACUGAAUGCAACAACUUUUCUGACCUGUGUGUGUGUGUGUCUAGUUGAUCUAGAGCACAUGAGGACGGUAAAAGUGGAUAAACACCAGCGUUUCUGCCAGGAGAACGGCAUCAUCAGCCAAUUCGUAUCAGCCAAGACUGGAGACUCGGUUUUCCUCUGUUUUCAGAGAGUGGCAGCUGAGAUUCUGGGAAUAAAACUGAACAAAGCAGAAAUAGAACAGUCCCAGAGGAUCGUUCGAGCUGAGCUGGUGGAUUAUUCUCAAGAUGAGGCACCAGUUAAUCACGGGACCAAUCAGAGCAAGAUCUGCUCUGUUCAAUAACACAACAAGGGUUGUGAAGGCUGACAUAGUAAACUACAGUCAGGAAUUGGUGGCUCGGACAGUCAACGCUCCACGCAGCUCCAUGUGUGUUAUACAGUGAUUGACACAACACCAUCUCUCUCUCUCGCUCUCUCUCUCUCUCUCUCUCUCUCUCUCUCUGUUUAUUAAGAGACUGCAACCAGCAAAGAGCAACACACACACACAUUUAUCCCUUUGUUCUCUUGUAUAGGGUGUGUGUGUAGAUCUACAGCAGUAGAUUCCAGCAUUCUUCAUUUGUAAAUGCCAGUUUCCUAAUAUGUAUGUGCUGUAAUAAUAAAAGUGUUUAGGGAAUGUUAAGGUGUGCGUGUGUGUGCGGAUGUGUGAAACUGAACCAUGCGACCCGUUCACGCAUUCUUUUUUUUUUUUUUUUUUUUUUUUUUUGCCAAUUUAAGAUGGAUGUAUGAGUAGAUCUUCACACUGUUUCAUGAAAAAAGGAGUGUGAGGUGAUGACACUGGCUGCGUCCCAAAUGUUCAUGUUUGAUUCUUAUCAGAAUCCAUUCGAACAUAUCUGGGUUUAGUUUGACACGUUACCUAAGUAUUGCAGUCUGCCAGCUACGAGCUAUUCAACUAUUUAGUGGUUAGAGUGUGAUUAAUGACCUCCAGUUGUGUUACAGGGAACAAGUUAAUACUUUCACAUAAUGAAAGAAAUGACGCUAAUGAUGAGGUGAGAACUCUUAAGAUUGUCCUGACACUCGGUAGUUCGUCACACAAAGUCAGAAUGGAUACACUGACAAUGAUGAAGUCGAGCAGCUUGCUAAACCAGAAAACUAAAUAGUACAAGCUGAAAAGCUAAACUGCAGUACAUUAUUGAUGACGAGGUCAUUAGUAGAGUAUUAUAUCAGAAAAUUCUGAAUUUCCAACUAUGAGUAAUGACAAAUACGUGAAGGUUUGUUUUUAAAGCUGGCAACUUAUGACUGUAAUUCCAAUACCACAUAGAUGCACUAUAACUAUUUAAUUAAACAGUCAUGCAGAUCUUACAUUUGUGAACCAACCUGAAGCCAUUUCUUGAUUUAACACCGUCAUACUCCUGCAGUGAAUUAUGGGUAAAGCACAUGGUCCACCAGCCAUCAAGAAAAACUAUAACCAUAUGAACAAUCUAACAUAAAGUAACUUUUAUCCAGUUUUAUUGAAUGGGUUUUUUAAAUGGCAGAUGAUGGUUAUAAAUGGAUAUAAAAAAUUAAAAUUAUCAAUGUAAAUUAUCAAUACGAGAAGGCAGCUAGAUUCAUAUAUGUAUACUCAGUGCUGGAUUUCUGAGAGCUUCAACUGUGUGUGUGUGUGUGUGUGUGUGUGUAGUGCUUUAAAAGAUUUUUUGUGAACCAAAUAGCAAUGAGGCUGAAGUGUUCAUCACUAGCCGACUUUUAUUUUACUAAGUCUAAGUGUGACUUUUCAUUUCCAAACUACAAAAUAUAAUACAAAUAUCUAUAAAGGAGGGACUUUUAUUUUUCCAACUACAAAAUCUAUUACAGUGAUGACUUUUUGUUACAAAAGUUGAAAAUGUUCUAUCUAGUUGGAAAUUUUACUUUUAUAAGCUUUAAUAAUAUAGACAGAACCAUUUUUUUUGUUUGUUUGUUUUAGUUUUUUUAGUUUUCAUGUAUAAACUGUGUUCAUAAAAUGAGGACUUAGGUUUACACACUGGAAACGUAUCUCACAGUCAAUUUUAUGUUUGUUUUUAUGUUCACUGGUAAAAAUCUACUAGUAUAAAAAACCCCAGACAUCUACAAUUUUCUGUAAUCAACAAUAUCAGUUGUAAAAAAAAAAAAAUGUUCACACAUCAUUCAUCACGGACUUUUAAUUUACAAGCUAAUCGAUCUGUAAACCAAUAUUUUUUAAACAAAUUUGCAAGAAUGUCUAUAUUAUUAAAUUGCAAUUCAUUUCUUAUAAUUUCCAAACUUAUAUAAACUAAUAAUGUCUACAAAUCACCUUGUCUCGUAUGUUACGUAGCUGUGUAUAUUACAUAAUUAUAUAAACUAUACGAAAUGUCCAUCAAUUCACAGCAUUUAUUUUUAUAAACUGUACUAAUGUUCAUAAAGCAAAUAUUAUGUGCAAACCAAGACUGUCAAUCAGCAACAGGUUUCUAUCAAUCUACAAACUUACAGCAAUUUCUAAUUUUUAUUUACAAACCAAAAAACAUUCCACUAAUUUGUGAUUUAUAUUUUUAUUUUUAUUCACUUUUUUUUAUUUUACACACAACACUGUAUCUAUCAACUAAGGACAUUUCCAAACUGGAAAAGUCUCACUCUUUUUAACUUUACAUUGUACUCAAAUAAAUUAGUUUUUUUCUUUCUUUUUUUUUUGUAUUAAGUAUUUCUACAUUGCAGUAUAUACAUGGACCCUGUGAUAUAAUGCUGAUUAUGUCAGAUUAUUUGUGUUGUGUUUCAAAUUUAUACAUUUCUUUAAGUGGGAUAUGACAAAUAUAAAGUGGUAAACGAAUCUGAGAGAUUUUGUCCUGUGCUGAAAAUAUACUGUAUAUUUAGCCAAGUCGACUAUGUUGUUUUGUGAGCGUUAUUAAAGUGUUAAAUCACA
This is a messenger RNA of Ictalurus furcatus (blue catfish), 3559 nucleotides long. RefSeq names its product RAB28, member RAS oncogene family (gene rab28). Bases 278 to 997 code for a protein of 239 amino acids. Gene Ontology annotation, cellular component: Golgi apparatus; endosome. Gene Ontology annotation, molecular function: GTP binding; GTPase activity. The record is from RefSeq and is a predicted model, not a curated record. The transcript is spliced from 8 exons. Lineage: Eukaryota; Metazoa; Chordata; Actinopteri; Siluriformes; Ictaluridae.